Trichoderma reesei QM6a is the source of this 1077-nucleotide messenger RNA. RefSeq lists its product as uncharacterized. Bases 1 to 1077 code for a protein of 358 amino acids. The record is from RefSeq and is a predicted model, not a curated record. Lineage: Eukaryota; Fungi; Ascomycota; Sordariomycetes; Hypocreales; Hypocreaceae. The transcript has 5 exons.
AUGUCCUCUCCAGCCAUAGGCCAGCCUCCUAUCCCUCCCACCCCUACUGAUGCCAACAUCAGCGGCAAAACCGUCAUCGUCACCGGUGGUAACUCUGGCUUAGGCUAUGAAGCUGCAAGACAAUUCCUCACUUUAGGCGCUUCUCGCAUGAUAUUGGCAUGCCGCUCCAUUGCGAGAGGGCAAGAGGCUGCCUCGGCUCUCCGUGCUCAUCCUACCGUCAAAGAGACCAAUCCCAAUGCCGUUAUCGAUGCCUUUGAGCUCGAUCUCGACGAUUAUUAUUCUGGACUUUGCUUUUCGAAUAGGGUCAAUGCUGAAGUCAAAGAGCUCGAUAUACUCCUGAACAAUGGCGGACAGGUGGUGAUGGGUUAUGAGAAAAGCAAAAGUGGUCAUGAGAGGAGCAUGCAAGUCAAUUGCUACACUCACCUUCUCAUCUCCCUCGAGCUAUUUCCUCUCCUGCGGUCGACCUCUGCAGCCAGAGGAGUGCCAUCCCGCAUCACAUUCACAGGAUCCGCCACCCAAAUCAUGCAGAACACCCUGAGCAAACAGCCUAUAUCUUCGGAAAGCACAGUACUCGGGCAUUUCGAUGACGAAGCCAACUUCAACAAGCUCUAUCGUUACGCAGAUUCCAAGACGGUCGUCAACGCCUACGUCCGCCGCCUGGCUGCUUUGGCGCCAUCCGAAGUUAUAGUUAAUAACGCUUGUCCUGGGCUUGUACAAACUGGCAUAGACAAGAACCUGCCCUUCUAUCUCAAGCUGCCCAUGGGGCUUCUCCGCAAGUCUACGGGCCGCACAGUCGAAGAGGGCGCUCGCACGCUGAUCUAUGUAGCGGUCGUUGCGGGGACUGAGACGAACGGCAAGUUUUUGCAGCAUAAUCAGGUUGACCCUCUCGCAUCAACCUAUACUUUUGCUUUCCCGUGUUAUAUGGAGAGGAGGCCUCCCGAGUGCUUCUCAGUUUCAUUGGAACACGGAAGCAAGGCGCAAGAGUCGCUUCUCGCUUGGAAUACAAGCAUUCUCAGAUCCUUCCACGGCGGCGGUUCAGCCUGGCGCAACACCUUCAACUUGGCCCUCACUAUUUAG